AUGGGUAAUCCAUUAUCCCCUGCCUUAGCGGAUCUAGUUAUGGAAACAUUACUAGAUGACGUGUUGAAGACGAUCAAUAUACCUAUCCCCUUUUUAAAGAAAUAUGUGGAUGAUUUGAUCACCGCUCUCCCAGCUAAUGAAAUUGAUCAUGUGAAGAGUGCGCUGAAUGCCUAUAAUCCACAUAUCCAGUUUACAUGUGAGAUUGAGAGCAACAACCGUUUGCCUUAUUUGGACAUGGUUCUGAUAAGAACGGACGAGCAGAGGAUUCUCACCGACUGGUACAAAAAGCCGGUAGCAUCUGGCCGAAUUUUAAAUUUUCUCUCUCUCCAUCCGCUCACGCAAAAGCUUAAUACAGCCAUGGGGUUCAUUGCAAGGGUAUUUCGACUAUCAACGUACAAAACAGAAAACCAGAAAAAGCUAACGGUACGAGAAUACUUGCGCAAUAACAAUUAUCCCAGCACCCUGGUAAAUCGACUGAUCAAUCGAUUUGUCAACCAAAAUCCCAGCACAGUAAAUGAUCGCCCUCCCGAGAGCGAACAAAAGGUAUAUCGAUCGCUCCACCACGUAGAUGUUCUCACACCCGCCCUUGCCAGGAUCGUUCAGAGGAAUCACAAAAAUGUAAGGUUAGGUUUCAAAUGUACAAAAACCAAUGCAAUUUUGUUUUCCAAGCUGAAAGAUCCCACGCCUCUUCUUUCAAAACGCAAUAUAAUCUACCGUAUACCCUGCACAGAAUGUGACAGUUCCUACAUAGGUUUAACUACACAACAACUCAAACAGCGCCUGUCUGGCCACCGAUCGCUCAUAAAACGGUACAAUGAAUUCAAAUCGUCAAGCAGCGAGCGAGAGACAAGCAAUGUAGACGAGUUUAAAAAGACAGCGCUAAUGGUUCAUGCCAUUGAUAAUGGGCACAGCUUUGAUCUAUCAAAAACAACAAUUUUAGACCAUGACAACCGAUUACAAGCUUUACAGAUUUUGGAAAUGUGCCACAUUUUUAGUGAUGUUUCAACAAUUAAUUUCAGAACCGACACUAAUAAUUUGAAUGCAGCAUACUCUGGGGUGCUACACUCUCUCUCUCAUUAA
This is a messenger RNA of Topomyia yanbarensis, 1080 nucleotides long. RefSeq lists its product as uncharacterized. NCBI's taxonomy places the organism in Eukaryota, Metazoa, Arthropoda, Insecta, Diptera, Culicidae. The transcript has a single exon. The coding region runs from base 1 to 1080 and encodes 359 amino acids. The record is from RefSeq and is a predicted model, not a curated record.